Molecule: messenger RNA, 2106 nt
Organism: Stylophora pistillata
Lineage: Eukaryota; Metazoa; Cnidaria; Anthozoa; Scleractinia; Pocilloporidae
Product: major facilitator superfamily domain-containing protein 6
Cellular component (GO): membrane
Source: RefSeq, a predicted model, not a curated record
UACACGUUUCAAAAGUCCCCUUCGAUCAGCUGAUUAAACACAGCAAAAUUUCACUGACUGUAAAUCACAAAGUGAUCGCUGUAAAUGGCCUUAUAGUCGUUAGUAAAGCAUCUGAUAUGGAACUCCAAGGAUUUCAAAGGAAAAAGAAGCCGUCUCUGAUCAACCGUUCGGUGCUACCCACGAAGUUGAUCAACUUGUUUCUGUCGGCUGGUGAAGCGAAUCUUCUGCCGUUUUUGCCGAUGUUUUAUCGUUUUAUUGGAUUAACAGCUCUUCAAAAUGGUGUGCUGGGAAGUGCGAGACAUUUGGUAUCUUUCUGGGCCUCCCCUUUGCUACGGAUUAUCGCCGAAAAGACAAAUAAGAGAAAGUUUCUUUUUCUUGUCUUACUCUUAGCCUCAGUGAUUUCCAAUAUUUCCCUUGGACUAAUAAGCACGCCGGUAUCCACAACAAACUUCCGGGCUUAUAACUGCGAGAAUUUAGAACUUAAUCACAGCAUUUCAAGAGUCAAUGGAUCCGACAUGAAUCACCUAAACGCUUCAACAAAGAAGUCAUCAGGAAUAUCUACAACAGGUGCCAUCAAUGAUUCACUCGCCACAUUAUUUCCAAAUCAGCGGCUAGCUGCAAUGGGAAAUUUUACGCCGUUAAAUGACAAUACGUCAACGAUAAACAAACGAUUUGACAUUGGAUUGCGGAAAAUUAAACGAAGUGACUCUACAAACAAUGGAAAUAUUUUAAGCCUUCCGGGCCUACCGCCUCUGGCACCCCAAGUUAAUAAUUCAGCAGGCACACAUAACAAAAGCCAAACCGACUACUUAAAUUAUCAAGUGCAAAGCGAAUGGUAUGGCCUCUACGGGUUUAGAAUGGAUUACACUUUUAACGUUCUAUUCAUUUUAGUACUUUUAAGUGAACUUUUUAUGUCCUCUAUGAAAGCAAUCAUUGGAAGUUUGUUUUUUGACCUAAACCGACAAAACAAAAUUACUCGCUUCGCUUACAAUUUCUGGACAUCUUUAGGAACAGUUCUUGGAGGUGGGGUACUUAUUAUGGUCAUAGGCUAUUAUCGAUGUGAUUUUGGCCUGAUAAACAGUUUCUACUUACAUUUUUACAUUUUUGCAAUCUUUGGAACUGUAUCCUUUGCUUUAGCUGCACUCUUGAAGGAACAAGAGCAAAAGUCAAUCCUGGUUCUAAGAUUUGCAAGGACCUGUGGGUAUCUCUGCUGCGAUGUAAACAUGAUAUGCUUCCUUGCUGUGUUGCUAGUACUGGGCAUAGCAGAGUCUCUGAUGUACAACUUUAUGAUGUGGUACCUACAGGACAUUGGAGCAUCAAUUGUUGUUAUGGGUAUAAUUUUAGUAGCAAGUGCAUUCUCCGAAAUUCCAACGCAGUACAUAUCUACACACUUAAUUCGCUGCUUUGGUCAUCACUGGGUAAUAUUUGUUUCUCUCUUCUGAUAUGGAGGCCGCUUUCUUUAUUUUUCGUACUUUAAAAACCCCUGGCUUAUUAUUCCCAUAGAACUUCUUCAUGGUCUUUCAUAUACAACAGUUCAUAUGGCUUGUUCAUCAUAUGCAGCUACAGUGGCCUUUCAGGGAACAGAAAAGACACUCAAAAUCAUUUUCUCCACAGUAUACCAUGGUUUGGGUAUGGGAAUUGGUGGUGUGGCUGUGGCACUCUUGUAUCAAAUUUAUGGCCCUGUAAUUAUUUUUCGCUGUGCAGCAGGAGUGUGUGGUGUAUAUGCACUGAUUUUUGCCAUGCUUCAGUGUAUUCUUGUACUACCUGAUGGAGACAGGAGUGGGGGAAAAGUUAUGGAAUAUCAACAGAUUAGUUUGAAUGGAGAAAGAGGUGAUGUGCCAUUUCAGGCAGACUGGUUAAUGGAAGCUCUACAGGCUGCAGAGGAGGAAGGACAAGAAGAAACUCAUUUCACAAGAUAAUUAGUUAAGAUGACCAGAGUUCAUAAAUAUGCAACUGUCAUUGUCUUUUUUGAGAAGUUAUGAAUUUGAAAAUACUUUCCUCCAUAUAAAAUAUUAUAAUUUUAAGAGAAAUAACUUUUCGUCUAUGGAUGCUGUAUUUCUACCCACUCACCUGGAAUCUAAUGUAAAGAAACAUGGUACAAUUAAA